UUGGCGUCUCACCACCCGGCCACCGUAGGACAAACCCACGUGGCUAACCAAAACAUCAUGGCGGCUGGUUUCAAGACUGCAGAGCCUCUGGAGUAUCACAGGAGCUUUCUGAAAGAAAACUGUCGACCAGAUGGACGGGAGCUGUUUGAAUUCAGAACCACAACGUUGAACAUCGGGUCCAUAUCCACGGCGGAUGGCUCCGCCCUGGUGAAGAUGGGAAACACCACCGUCAUCUGCGGCAUCAAAGCGGAGCUUACAAACCCCACAGUGGAGGCUCCUGGUAAAGGUUACAUUGUGCCCAAUGUGGAUCUGCCUCCUCUGUGUUCCUCUCGGUUUCGGCCGGGUCCGCCGGGAGAGCAGGCCCAGGCCGCCAGUCAGUUCAUCGCUGAUGUCAUCGAAAGCUCUGAAGUGAUCAAGACGGAGGACUUGUGCAUUGACAGAGGAAAGCUCUGCUGGGUGUUGUACUGUGACAUCAUGUGUCUGGACUAUGAUGGGAAUCUCUUGGAUGCAUGCGUCAUCGCCCUGCUGGCUGCCCUGAAGAACGCACAACUCCCCGAGGUGACCGUCAACAAAGAGACAUCCUCACCUGAGGUGAACUUCGAGAAGAGACACAGUCUUCGGCUUCACAAACACCCGGUUGCCGCCUCUUUCUGUGUCUUCGACGACUCCAUACUGAUUGUAGACCCCACGGCUGAAGAGGAGAGUCUGUCCACUGCACGUCUCACCGUGGUGACAGAUGAGGAGGACCGGCUGUGCUCUGUACACAAACCAGGUGGGACUUCCCUGUCGGGAGAGAAGCUGCAGGAGUGCAUCAACCGAGCAGCCGCACGGCAGAGAGAGAUCCAGAAACUCACCGACAAAGUUGUACACAGUGUUAAGGCGGCACAAUGA
Menidia menidia (Atlantic silverside) is the source of this 891-nucleotide messenger RNA. The record is from the annotation of a GenBank genome assembly. Lineage: Eukaryota; Metazoa; Chordata; Actinopteri; Atheriniformes; Atherinopsidae.